Molecule: messenger RNA, 1053 nt
Organism: Achroia grisella
Lineage: Eukaryota; Metazoa; Arthropoda; Insecta; Lepidoptera; Pyralidae
Product: abscission/NoCut checkpoint regulator-like
Exons: 6
Coding region: 40-948 (302 amino acids)
Biological process (GO): mitotic cytokinesis checkpoint signaling; abscission
Cellular component (GO): centrosome; midbody; cleavage furrow
Molecular function (GO): metal ion binding; phosphatidylinositol-3-phosphate binding
Source: RefSeq, a predicted model, not a curated record
UUUAUCCUACGCCCAUACUGUACUAAAAAAUCAUUUGCAAUGGCAUGCAAUUCAUGCGCCAAACCGUUUACAUUAUUUCGGAACGAGAAAGGAUGUCCCAAUUGUGGCUUUGCUUUUUGUUCUAAAUGUUUAGCACACAAAAUGUUUGUGCAGAAACUAAAUGCCGAGACCAAGGUUUGUAUGAAAUGUGCAAAAGCACCCAACUCAAGUAAACCAAGAAAUGUGGAACCACCUGAUGCAUAUUUCAAGAGAAUAACACCAGGUACAAACCUGAAUGACAAUCCCACAGCAGGAAAUUCCAAAGAUCAAGAAAUAGUUGAAAGAUUAAAUAAGUUAAAACAAGACAAGACUGAACAUAAUUUAAAGCCUGACGAGAAAAUAGCAAAGCGACUACAGGGUCUCACCAGAGAAGUACCACCUACCACAGACCAUGAACUACAGUUGCGUCUGGCAAACCUGAGGGGGUUACCACUCAAUGUUUAUCAAAGUAAGAUUUCAUUGCCACCUCCAGACCAAAGAACAGAACAAGAGCAAACUGAUGAUUUGCUAAAACAAUAUAUAGAGCAAACAAAAAUUGACAGUACAUAUAAAGAUGAAUUUGAUACCCUAGUGAAUGAGAUGGAGGUGAGAUUACAGAGAGUAAAAAGUGGCAACUGUAUUAAACCAAGUGGUUCUCAAGAACAACAAGCAUCUAAGACUGAAGAUGAAGAAGAUGCAGUAAAAAAGAUAGUUGAAAAAAUGAAAGCUGAAGCAGUAUUGGAAGAUCAGGAAGUUUCUUCUCCAAGAAAUGAUGAACUGCCAUUCUGUGAAAUAUGUAAUGAGGAUGCAAAUAUGCGUUGUCUUGGAUGUCGCUAUUUAUUUUGUAAACACUGUUUCAUUGACCAUAAAGAUGAUGAUGAUGGAUGUAAUAAAUAUGAACUCUAUGUACCUCCAAAGGAUUAUCAAUAGUAAUUUAUAUUCAAUACGGUCAACUUUAUUUUUUAGAUAAUAAAACACUAUUUAGAGUUAAUUUAUUUAAAAUGUUUGCAAAUAAAACUACAUAAUUCUGUUACU